GGGCUGCGCUUGCACUAUAUCAGGGUAUCGUGGACUUGAGACCCCGCAGAAAGUGUCAAGCGGAUGGUUUGAGGACAAAUCUUGUGCUCCGCGGGACUGUGGUCUCCCGAAGCAACAUGGCUGCCAACAUGGACCGCAUACCAUCUCAGAAUGACGGCGCCUACUCCAGCGAUAACGGUGACUCAAAGCGGCAUCAUCCAGCAAUGAGCAAUUCCAUAUCUAGCGAUACUGCCAACCAAAGAACGAGGGGCUAUUCCAAUACUUCACGGGACCCAUACCAGUUCGAUCCUUCAAGACUCCAACAAGCCCGACAGCCUAUAAAUGAGGCUGUCACUUCAGCCUUCAACACUGCCGACGCCAGUUCUACCAACUCCUUCUCUCCCGAACUGCUCCAGCAACUUACUUCACAAAUCACCGCAAGCGUCUUGCAACAACUCAAGGUUGCAAACCCACCCGCACCUGCUCCGCAGCCACCUUUAGCUGGACCCCCGAUGGACGCCGCCUCAUCCACGGCGGGAUCUCCUCCUCUCGACCGAGCUACGGUCUACACUCCUCCAUCUCCCUAUCGCUCAUCUGAAGACACUGGUGCUCACCAACCUUCACCACAUUUUCCUCCGCCUCCUUCGUCCACCCAGUCUUCAUUCCGCCCCCCUUCACCACCUCCUGAAAAGAGACCUGUAUCCCCCUUCAGUCAAAGCAGCCAUCUAUCCGAGAGCGAUGCCAACCAAGAACGGCUAGCUCGACCCAAAGGCCCAAAAAGGAUAUCUACUGGAGGCGAUGCAACGAUCGUGGAGCGUGCAUGGGGGACCCUAUUUGACGAGCAAGGUCAAACGACCGCUCGUCUAGGUCAGUUCCUACGCGGCAUUGCUGUCCAUCUGAUUGAGGACUAUGAACCAAAGAACAGUCUGGUCAUCACACCUUCCAAGCUGCAGAAAUACUACGACGAGACCAAGCUCAACAAUGAAUUUUACCCGUGGCGAGCUGUCUUUGAUGACAGGACGUCGUCAAUCUCCCGAAUGUACAGGGAGAUAGAAGCGCAACAUCAUCUGGUGCAGGAAAAACUAAAUGAAAGGCCCGACAUUCCAGGCUUAACCCCGCUAGGCUUCGAGACAUGGGCGACGCUGCUUCUCAAAGCGCAUCCAGACCAAGAGUUCGAAAGAUUGGCAAAGACGGCAUUGGAAAUGCCCAUCAGCAACCCUGACGACAAGAAAGAACGUUUCCCAAAAGAGAUUUCGCGUCGACUCUUCCCCACUCGGCCUGACACUGAAGCCGCCUACAAGCUGCAAAAAGCACUGUCAAUGCACUGCAACGUGGACCUCGCUUCCCGUCAAGGAAGUGCCGCAAGCGCAGCAGAAACGACUCCACAUGCUUCACAAUCGAGUCACCAGAAUGGUGACACGACGAGAUCAAACACGCGGCCUAGUCCAGAAAAACAAGAGGCUGUCACUAGUGCACCUCAGCCAAGUCCAGCCAAGUCACAGUUUGGUGAAGAGCGUCGGAGGCAACCAUAUUCCGGAGCCCCAUCCGACAGCGAAGAUGUGUUCGAGAACAGCGAAGACACGCCUACUCCACAACCAAUCGAGCGUGAGCGCAAGCCAUAUGUUGCAGCACCCGGCGGUGGAAAGACUUACGCGGGUGUGGACAAACCAGCUGUUGCAGCGGAGAACAAGCCACCGCCGUCACACGAGUUCAAGCUCGGCCGCUCAAACUCGGUCCACUCUACCAGCAGGAACAAUGAUGGUUCCAAGCCUAAUGUGGCCAUUCAUCAAAGACCUCCUCCUGCGCCAUUGGAAAUGGGUGAGACACGUCACCAUCGUUCGAACAGCACCUACCACCGAGAUCAACCUCGACCUGGCCGCAACCGCUCACCAUCAAUGACUAAGGAAAACGGAGGCCCAGGCUAUAUUCGAAGGCCAGAGGCUGAUAUGCCCUAUACGUCUUCACAUCACGCGUAUACAGGGAACGAUCCCUAUGACGAUGCAAGGCGGUACAAAGAAUACGAACAGCAACGGGAACGGCUCGCUAAUGACCGCUACGACCCAGCAAGAAUGUCUGCCUAUGACCCGCGGGAACGCGAACGUGAAAGAGACAGAGAGACACGACCUCGAAUGCAGUCUGUUUCAGGACAUGAUGGACGUGCUCCACCUCCAUAUUCGAAUUCUGUGGCUUCAACGGACGAGGACUAUUACCGAGACCGAGGUCACGUCGCCGGUACUGUAGGGUACAGCACGCCAAUGUCAAUAAGCACCGGAUUCCAACCACCUCCAUCCACGCCUGGAGGGAGGGAUGCGACGACUGUACCAAGGGAGACACAGUAUGGGUCGUAUCCGUCUUCAGCAGGUUACCCGCCCACCGCCUAUCGCGAUGGGCGAUGACCACAGCUUGAUCGAACAUAUGCUUGUCAAUGUUGACAAGACUGUCGUUGGGAGUGGGUCGAUCAGGA
Molecule: messenger RNA, 2443 nt
Organism: Exophiala viscosa
Lineage: Eukaryota; Fungi; Ascomycota; Eurotiomycetes; Chaetothyriales; Herpotrichiellaceae
Exons: 1
Coding region: 117-2375 (752 amino acids)
Source: RefSeq, a predicted model, not a curated record